Molecule: messenger RNA, 7225 nt
Organism: Cyprinodon tularosa
Lineage: Eukaryota; Metazoa; Chordata; Actinopteri; Cyprinodontiformes; Cyprinodontidae
Gene: tnrc6c2
Product: trinucleotide repeat containing adaptor 6C2
Exons: 20
Coding region: 453-6062 (1869 amino acids)
Biological process (GO): positive regulation of nuclear-transcribed mRNA poly(A) tail shortening; miRNA-mediated post-transcriptional gene silencing
Cellular component (GO): nucleoplasm; P-body
Molecular function (GO): RNA binding; protein binding
Source: RefSeq, a predicted model, not a curated record
UCGGGGAGAGGCUACUGAUGAUCGGGAGUAGGACAGCAGUACUUUAGAGAAGCCAGCCAGGGAGUUGUAACAAUGACUGAGUAUGGUUUCAGGGUCUGGGAUGUUGGACCAUGGUACAGGUAGUGCAUCCCAAAGGUUUGGUGUUAAGGAAAUGUUCGAAAUGGUGCGUGGCAAUGACUUCCAUCACACAAUCACAAUAGGAGCCUCAGUUUGUGAGGUCAGUGUAAAUGCCGAUUUAAGAGCUCACAAAAUUGCUCACAGAAUCUUAAAACUCAGCUGUCUCAAAGGUGGCUGGGUUGUGCAUUGGUGUUCCGUCACCAGCUUCUAACAUUUUUGUUAGUUAAUCUGACUCUGUGGAGUUUAGCAGUUGCCUAAGGUGAAGUUUUUUCCUUUCUUGUCUUUUUAUAUUGUAGCUGUGAAAAGAAGCAAAAACACAAGAAGAAAAUCAUUUGAUGGAAGAUAAGAAAAAGAAAAAACAAGAAGAGAAGAAAAAAGAAGUUGCACAGAAAAAGACUACAGAACAGAUAACCAAAGUGCCAGACUCUACCAAGCCCGACCCCAUCCCUCCUCUUCUCCCCGCCAACCCCGGUGCCAUCCCAUCCGUACCCCAGAGCAGUGGAAAUGGGAAGCGCACCCCCUCCGUAUGCCAGCCGCAGACAGCACAGCAGCCGCAGACUUUGCUCCAGCAGCAGCGCUACCUGCCCAGAGAGGUGCCCCCACGCUUCCGCCAGCAGGAGCAGAAGCAGCUUUUGAAGAGGGGUCAGCCUCUGCCCCCCGGGACCCUGCCUCUCCUUACCACGGGACAUCCCGACACUAGUGAAUCUGCAGCACCAACAGUAGCCAUCAACCCCUCUCCAUCCUGUACCUCUUCCUCCUCAGCCAACUUGCCCACAGUACUGCCCCCGCAUAGUGGCCAAUUAACGCAGUAUGAUAACCCCUGCUGGGGUAACCUGCCAGCCAACAGAAGUGCCACAAGUGCUGCAUCUUCCACCAGUUCCAGUGGCUGGGAUCCACUAAUUAUUGACCAGAAGGACUCAGCGGCUUGGCCUUCUAUUACCCUCAGUCAGAGCCAGGCUUCUCCAGUAGGAUGCCCUUUGGACACUGACCCUGGUCACCUGACCACCAGCAGCAGUAGUUCAAGCAGUAGUUGUAGUGCAGUGAGUAUGGCCACAGGAGCCAAUAGUCAGACAGGCCACUUCCCUGCCAACCACCUUAACAGUAAAGCCAACAGUGGUCCUAGCCCUGUCAAUCAUACUGGAACCAGCAUGCUCUCAAGCCAGGUUUCAACCAAUCGCAGUUGGGGAUCUGGCCCAGGACCUUCACAUUACUCCCCUCAGUCCUCAGUGGGUAAUGAAGGAAAGUGUGACAGCCCAGUGGGAGGAGGUGGCAGCAGGGGCUGGGGUUCCUCUUCGUCAUCCUCCACCAACAAUUUUAACUUGAACCUAAACCCUAAUGCCAACCCAUCAGCAUGGCCCAUGUUGGGGCAUGAUGGAGGAGGUACAGGGGCAGGCAGCUCAGGUGGAGCCAACGCCAUUUCAUCUCCUCAACCUACACCUAAUCUCUGUAACCCUCCUGGCCCCCCACCAACCCAAACCAGUGCCUGUUCUGGAGUCAACAAUAACAGCAAGUCUUCGGGGAUUGGCAGUGCAUGGGGUACCAUAACGACUUCUGAGGAGUCGCACCUCACUCCUUCCACGAAUGUGUCUUUCAGUUCUGAACCUCAAAACCUUAAAACUGAUGGACCAAAUCAGACUAAAAAACAUGAACCUCCGAGCCCGAUCCAAAACUUGUCUGGUUGGGGCAACUCCUCUGUUGGCAUGGGUUCUAUGGGGCAGUCUCAGCUGGCGGGUUCACAGGUCAACGGGGAAGAUGGCAACUCUUUGUGGGGUAACAGUGGCAAUACAAAGCCAACUUCAUCAAAGGAAGUACCUGGCUGGGACUCUGCUUUGGUCAAUGUGGGGGGUGGUGCCCGAAACUCUGGAGGCUGGGGCGAACAGUCCAGUGGAGACUGGGGGAAACAGCACAGUGAAGAGGCGCAGGGAGGCUGGGAUGCUCCCAGCUCUCCUCCCCAGGACUCACAAGCCAAUACUUGGAACAGAGCUGCGAGCACAGCUGGUGCCAGUGAAGGAAGCAGUGACAGCACGGAGGGAUUUCCCCGACGAAGGGAUGGCCCAACAAGGGAGAAAGUGGUUCCUUUGCUCCCUGCCCAGGAUCUGGACCCCAGAGUGCUCUGCAACACCGGUUGGGGACAGACCCCUGUACGCCAGCACACAACAUGGGACAUGGAUGACUCGAAACGCAAGAACGAUGCUGGCGCUGAAUCAUGGGGCUCUGGUCCUGCUGCUUCAACCGAUGUCCAGGGACCCUCAAACACUAACAAGGCCCCCACUCAGAGGUCUGAUUCUGGGAAUAAAAAUGAUGUGCCUAGUUCACAGGGACCUUCUGGUUGGGGUGGCAGCAUGGCAGCUUCACAUACACCCAGCUCUGGUUGGGGAGACCCACCCACCACCGUAAAACACCCAACAGGGCCUAGUGGAUGGGGUAACCCUCCAACAGGAGGCCCUACCAACAGCAUACCCAAGAGCGGUACUAAGUCUUGGGGGGAGGAGAAAUCAUCUGGAUGGGAUGAUUCACACAGCAAGUCAGCAACCCAGGGCUGGGGUGAGCAACCCAAAACAUCAAACUCCUGGGGCAGCAGUGGAGGAAGCAAUAACUCUGGGGACUGGGGAGAACCUGAGGAGAGUAAAAAGUGUUCAUCUGGACCCGACUGGGCAGGAGAGUCAGGAAACUGGAAGGAAAACAAAAGAGAAUGGGGAAUUUCUACUUCCGGACAUGGAGGUUCUGCAGCUGGAAGCAGUGGAGGCUGGGGAGAUUCUGCACCACAGCGCCCAUGCGGACCCCCUCAAGGCUGGAUGGGCAAGCCCCAGGAUGGGCCAAAUAGUACUAGUGGAGGGGGGGCUAUGGGCUCUUGGGGUGGUCAGGGCUCUGUGAAGCCGGGUGCCAGCUUGGGUGGUGCUAAGAAAGAAGCGUCAAAUGAGCCGACAGGCUGGGAAGAGCCCUCUCCACCUUCAAUCCGUCGCAAAAUGGAGAUAGAUGACGGGACCUCGGCCUGGGGCGACCCCGGUGCUUACAAUAAGGCCGUCAACCUGUGGGAUAGGAACAACCCGGGGAUGGUCCAAGCUAAAGUUACAACAGCAGGCAAUAACCCUCCAAAUUCUGGCAACAACCAUACUCAUGCUCACAAUCACUCCUAUCACGGGCCACCUGCACCUCUACAGAACCAUAGCCCAAACACUCCAAACCCAGGCCCUAGCAGUGGGCCAAUGGAACCUGCAGUACAACACCAAUCUGGGAUGCCUCACAUCAGGGGUCCUCUCAUAGCUCAAGGUUGGGGAGAGCUUUCCAGCUCACACACAAAAUCUGAGAGCUCUUGGGGAGAGCCUGUGCCCUCUCCAGUCAGCGUGGAUAAUGGCACAUCUGCUUGGGGCAAACCCACUGGGAGCCCAGGGGGCUGGGGAGACGGCAACCCAGACAAUUACAGCAGGAGCAACCCAGCAAUGACGGCAGCACCUGGAAAACCUGCCUCCAAACCUAUGCAAGAUGGAUGGGGAGGAGGAGGUGAAGAGCUCAGCCUUUCAGGGGGUCAGUGGGAUUCUGAGGAGGGAGACAUGUGGAACAGCACAGCCUCCCAGGAGAGCAACUCUUCCUGUAACUCCUGGGGAAAUUCCUCCAAAAAAGUCCCACCAAAAGUGAAGAUACCAGGGAAACAGGAAGAUGCCUGGAUCAUGAAACAGCUCAUCAAACAGCUCACAGACAUGGGCUUUCCUAGGGAUCCAGCAGAGGAGGCUUUGCGGAGCAACAAUAUGAACUUGGAUCAGGCUAUGAGUUCCCUGCUGGAGAAGAAGACAGAGAUCGACAAGCGCGGGAUGGCGAUUGGCAGCCAUGACUACAACAACGGGCUCAUCAACAAGCCCAUGAGCUGCCCCCGUCCUCCGCUUCUUUCCAAAGACCCCUCAGCAGAUCCUCGCCUGCCCUUCAUUGAUAAGAUGCAGAGUGGAAUGUUUGGUGGAGGUGGAGCAGCACAAGCCCGGGCCAUGCAGCAACCGCAGCCGCCUCCUCAGCCACCAGUGCCGUCUCUCAGCUCCUCUCAGCCUAGUCUACGUGCUCAAGUGCCUCAGUUUCUCUCCCCUCAGGUUCAAGCACAGCUCUUACAGUUUGCAGCAAAAAACAUUGGUCUGAAUCCUGCACUUUUAACCUCACCAAUAAACCCUCAACACAUGACCCUUCUGAACCAACUUUACCAGCUGCAACUGGCAUACCAGCGUUUACAGAUUCAACAGCAAAUGUUGCAGGCACAGCGUAAUGUUUCUGGCCCCAUUCGGCAACAAGAGCAGCAAGUUACACGUACAAUCAAUAACAUGCAGCAGCAGAUCCAGCAGCACCAACGUCAGCUGGCCCAGGCUCUGCUCAUGAAGCAGCAGCAACAGCAGCCCUCCCACUCAGGCCUGCAUCCUGGUGGGGCCAAAACUCCUCUGGAUUCCUACUCUGGUCACCCCCAGACUCCACUCCUCUCUGACCUGCAGACCAAAGAGCCGCAGUCAUCUCCCAGCCCCUACAGCCCCUAUGCUCUUUCUGGACUGAAUCCAAAUAUGAAUCACAACUGUAUGGAUGUGGGUGGUCUUCCUCUGAAGGACCCACCUUUACCGCAGUCCCGGCUGUCACAGUGGACACAUCCAAACUCCAUCGAAAGUCUCUCUGGAAAUUCUUCUCCUCUUGAGCCCAACCUGGGAAAACAUGGCGCCAACCUCGGCCCACCUGGAAAGCCCCCUCAGAUGGACGACUCGUACAAUCCCUACAAUCUAAUAUCCAGUUCAGAGUCUCCCAGCAGCCCCCUGGUUCCUCCAGAGAGCUGGGGUCCGGGCAAGAACAGCAGCGAUAAGAUGGCCAAUGGGACCAAUAUCAACUGGCCUCCAGAGUUUUGUCCUGGUGUACCUUGGAAAGGUCUGCAGAAUAUCGACCCGGAGACAGACCCCAAUGUAACUCCAGGCAGCGUCCCCAGUGGACCUACUAUCAACACCAACAUCCAAGAUGUCAACCGUUACCUCCUCCGGGACAGGAGUGGAAGCUCCUCUCCCACCUCAUCUCAGAGCGAGGCUCUGCCUCCGUCCACCGAUUGGCCAGUCAGUGCCUACACUAGCUCUUUCAGUCUUUCCUCCUCGGAGAUGGACGACGCAGGCAAACUGUCAGAGAUGAAAUCAACCUGGUCUCCAGGUCCCAUCUCUCACAGCCAGGCGUCUCUGUCCCACGAGCUUUGGAAGGUCCCCCAGGGUCCACGGAGCAGCACCACAGCUCCUUCCCGCCCCCCGCCCGGCCUCACUAACACAAAGCCCUCCUCCACCUGGGGCGGGAACUCUCUGGGUUUGGCCCAAGGAUGGAGCAGCUCCUACAGCACAGCAGGUACCACAUGGAGUCCUGACAGCUCCACCAGGACCAGUAGCUGGCUGGUUCUCAGGAACCUAACUCCACAGAUUGACGGUUCCACUCUGCGGACACUGUGCAUGCAGCACGGCCCCCUCAUCACCUUCCACCUCAACCUGACACAGGGAAACGCUGUGGUCCGGUACAGCUCCAAGGAUGAAGCCGCCAAAGCUCAGAAGUCCCUGCACAUGUGUGUGCUGGGAAACACCACCAUUUUAGCAGAGUUUGCCGGGGAAGAGGAGGUGAAUCGCUUCUUUGCACAGGGCCAGUCGCUCGGAGGAACGACAAGCUGGCAGGCCACCCCUGGAACCAAUCAGACCAGGAUGGGCGGAGCCGGAUCUGGAGUGGCUCACCCCAUUGGUCACUCACCCCACUGGAACAACAAUAACAACAGCGGCGGCGGAAAUAGCGGCGGGCUCGGAGCAGGCGGGACAAAAACAGGAGGGGAGUUGCUUUGGGGAGGUGUUCAGCAGUAUUCCAGCCUGUGGGGACCUCCGAGCGGGGAGGAAGGACGAGUCAUGGGGAGCCCCACACCAAUCAAUACGCUGCUGCCUGGAGACCUGCUGAGUGGAGAAUCCAUGUAGGAGGAAAACUGACAAAGAGGAGCAAAAAGCCCUGCAAAUCAAUGUGGAGAUAAUCAAGUGUGGAUGUGAAGAAACAGAGAGACGAGAGGAGGACAACGCUUCAUAUUCGCUGCUUGGCUUUGUCCACCUCCUCUGCUCUUUUUGUGUUAAAACAACAUUUCAGUUGCAGUUUUUUUAUGUGACUUUGGAGCCCAGUGUUAUCAAAAAGGAAAAAAAUGUUUUCUUGAAACAAACGGGGAAGACGCUGGUUUAAACCAACUUGAGUUAAACUGACAUGGCAACAAGCUGCCAUCUUUAAACUGGCAAUCAUCAUGCACCUCAGAGAUCCAUGAAGAAAGGCAUCAUUCCCAAAGUAAAAAAAAAAAACACUCAACCCUUCAAUCAGAGUGGUUGUCACACUGUCAGCUGGUCCAGACCCGUCAUUUGUUUCUCUCAGCACUAAUAUUAGCCUUAAACCGUUUCCUGCCCUGCUAUCCACGCUCACUCUUGACUCGGUAAAGAAGCUUAUGGAGAACUUGCACACCCUUAUUUCUGAGCCAGUGAAACCUGAGUGGAAAGUACAUGCUGCUGCAGCUCACAACUUCAGUGCAUUUUUAUUCUUUUGCAGUCGAAUCGAGUUCCCCAAACACAACGCUCAAAGGGAAUGAUGCAACUUUGUUCGCCUUGUUCAAGCCAUUUAUUUUUGUAGUAUUUUUUUAUGAGUUGUCUUCUAGAAACCAUUGAAAGCAAAGCUUAGAAACAAUGUCUGUCAGUUGUAUGGUGGGAGGAUGUACAUAUGACGAUUAUGAACCACUGCUAAUACAAAGGAGCUGUUGGAGACAAACACUUUGAUGCACCUCAGCCCAUCACUGGGCUUUUCAUUGUUUUUGUUUUUCUACAGUUUGGUCUCAGACUGUCUCAGCGACAUUUUGGGAGAAGUAAAAACCUCAAACGAGUUCCUUCCCCUCCGCCGCACGCCCACUCCACCUGCAAACUCAUUAUUUCAAGCGACGUGCAAUAUAAGCCAGAGACUCUACCGUCCAAGCACCGUAUGACUGAAAGCAGACUGUAAGGGAAGAGUGAACUGCGAACACUUUAUCUGCUCUCGGAAAGAGGAAAAAAAAAACUGCCACUACUACCCUUUAUCUCCCCUUACAGAGAGUGUGAACUCAGGAGAGUAGCAA